AUGACAGAGCUAAGCUGGAUCGGCUCAUUAGCUGGAUGCCUUGGUAAUGCUGCAGGACCACUCUAUGCGUGGACAAGCUCAAAAAUGGAUGACCGAUACAUCAUUGCUAUUGGCGGCUUGAUCACUGUAUUGUCGAAAAUGCUUGCCAGCAUUACAAACGAGAUUUGGCAGCUGUGGAUAACUCAAGGGAUCCUAAGUGGCAUCGGCUCAUCCUUGGUGUUUUAUCCUUGCAUGAAUCAAACCAUGACAUGGUUUGAGACUAAGCGCGCGUGGGCAAUCGGCAUUUGCAUGUCAGGCAUUGGAUUUUCUUCGAUUGCAUACUCCAACAUCGUAACUGCAUGUUUUCAAACUGUGGGCUAUCGUUGGGCUCUUCGUAUUCUUGGAUUCAUUGAACUAGUGUUAUGCGGCAUAGCAGCAGCAUUAUGCACCAAGCUCAAUCCUCAAUCAAAAUCGGUUCCUUUCCUUGAUUUUUCGGUGUUCAAGAAUAAGAAGUAUGUCAUCUUGAUUACGGGUCAUUUUGUUGGUGCCUUCGUCUUUUUUGUUCCCGCAAGCUUCAUAGGUCCAUACGCCGAGAGCAUUGGUAUCGAUCCCUGGAGCAUUGCCAAUAUCACUGGGAUUAUGGCUGUCUUCAAUUCGGUUGGCUCAAUCACCUUGAAUUUUGUGGCAGACUAUCUUGGUCGCUUCAAUAUGGCCAUAUUCAGUGGGAUGUUGUGUGUCGUCAUUCAGCUAUCGAUUUGGUUCACGGCGACGACUGCAGCAAGCUUUUGGGCUUUUGCUGUGAUACAUGGAAUUGGAGUAGGGGCAUUCAAUAGCCUGAUCAUUGCCGUGAUCAUUGAUUGCGUAGGCAUCGAACGUUCCGAAGUUGGUUCUGGUUGGGCGCUUUUUACUUGGAGCUUCGGUGGUUUACUUGGGCAGCCUUUGGCCUCGAUGAUAGUCAACCAAACGGACGUACCAAACUACCAAACACCUAUCAUCUUCUCAGCUGUGCUUUAUUUUUUCGUUGCAUUCUUGAUGCUGGUGCUUAGGAUCAUGAUUGGUGGUUGGUCUAUAUUCAAAAAAGUGUGA
Molecule: messenger RNA, 1065 nt
Organism: Lichtheimia ornata
Lineage: Eukaryota; Fungi; Mucoromycota; Mucoromycetes; Mucorales; Lichtheimiaceae
Exons: 3
Coding region: 1-1065 (354 amino acids)
Biological process (GO): transmembrane transport
Cellular component (GO): fungal-type vacuole membrane
Molecular function (GO): transmembrane transporter activity
Source: RefSeq, a predicted model, not a curated record